Molecule: messenger RNA, 1566 nt
Organism: Cucurbitaria berberidis CBS 394.84
Lineage: Eukaryota; Fungi; Ascomycota; Dothideomycetes; Pleosporales; Cucurbitariaceae
Exons: 6
Coding region: 1-1566 (521 amino acids)
Source: RefSeq, a predicted model, not a curated record
AUGACGAAGUGGUUCCCCAGUCUCUUUGCGACCUUAAUGGCACAGAAAUCAUACUGCCAGAACAUUGGGGACUCACCUAAGGCAAAGGGAGUCGUCCCAACUGUGUCGGGCCAGAUAGGCGUUAAUCCUGUGACAGACCUUGGGCCCGAAAGAUAUCAUAAUAUUGGUCCGAAUACUCAGUGGUAUCAGCCUGAUGGUUCAACCACGAAGUGGAUUGGCCCGAACACCGAGUACCUUACCGACCUCCCUUAUACUACUACUGUCAACAACCAACCCACUGUGACAAAAGCCCCUGCGGCAGUUGUUGCUGUUACCGCGACAGCCAGUGGGCAAGGUGUCUCGGCUGGAGAUGUUAGCAUUGCGAUUUCCCCCAAACUUCUUAACGUAUUGAACAGACUAUUUGAUGAAGCGCAAGCUUCCUGUGGAGGACAGAGGAAGCGAGCAUCAUGCGACAUAAACCAAAGAUUUGCUCAAAGAGUAGCUGAGGAGGUGAACCCAGGUGGAGCAUUCGACUUUGUAGGGCCUGAAAGCCGAGCUCUAUUGCCAAGCAUCGCUGCCAGCGAUGUUUCAGCUAUCGUUGGGUCAGCAGCGGCCGCAAGUCCUCUUGUAGGCCUCGCUGUCACAUGGGUAUUAGUCGGCAAGCUUCAGGCUUGGACCAUAGGCUCUGCCUCAGUCGUCCCGGGCGGGAAGGGAGAUGACGGAGACAACAAGUGUCCAGCGGAUGCACCUAGAGGUGUCGAUGCACCUCUUUGCGUAGACACUGAAUGCAAGGGAGAUAACACAAAAUCUAACCAAAAGUGCACAGAGGGCAAGUACAAAGGAUGUGACUGUCUUACCACUGGGGAGGUUGUCGAUGUGUAUGACGCCGACACAGCCCCAUAUGACGAUGGGCUGAGCUGGCUGGACCUGCAACAAAAGCUUCUAAAAGAUUUUGCCAGUGAAAGUUACAAGUCACCAUUCUGCUACCCCGGCGCAUUCCCCAGGGGUCACCGCAUACCCAAAGAAUAUUGCAAUUGCGGCAAUGACAACAGAAAAACCUUGAGAUACUCGGUUGCUACGUCAACGGCUUCGCCGUACAAUCCUUGUCCAUACACAACAAAUGACGGCCCAACCGUGACAUUCCAGACCGAGUCAACUGCGGCGCCGUCGGCGACGCCCGUUGUAGCAUGUGCGUCUGCACAGGAAAGAGGGUUCAGUUCGAGCGAUGGAUUCAAUUUCAUAAACCAGUUUUGCAACUAUAAAUACGGCCGUACACUACGAAUGAGGCCUGCUGGUGGUGGCAUGAGUAAUGCUGAAUCACAACUGUUCAACGGGAACAAGGAUCCCUUCGUUCGCAUCUACGCCUAUCUAGACGACGCAUGUAGAGAGAAAGAAUGGAUCAAAAUGGACAAGGAAGAAUGCACAAAGGCGCUUGACGCAAUCAUAAAUAACUGCGACAAAGAUACGGAGGAGAAGAAGAUGGGUGGCUCUGUGGCAAUCAACUGUCAAUGGUUCAAUAUCGCAGCAUUCAAGGGGCCCACACGAUGGCCCACCUGCAAUGGCAUUCCUAGCGAGGAGAGAUGCUAG